CGAGCGUCGGGGCUUGGAGCCGCUCCCCUACGGACUGCUACGUCUCCGUGACAAGAACACUCCUGUGCCAUUAGAUCAUGGCAAGCCCGGACUUAUCACGGCGCUCCUUGGACACACUACCCUACGACAUUCUCUUACACAUCCUUCAUUGCUACGGACAGAAUGAGUCAGUGCCGAAGCGGUAUAGACUGCUUUUUGCCUUGUCACAGGUUAACCACUAUCUUCGUUUCUUUGCAUUGCCUCUCCUUGCUCAGGAGGUCGCAAUACCCAGAUGGCAAGACUAUCUGGAAGCAGUCAAGUAUGUCACUGGAUCCUGCGUGAAGAGUGGGCUAUUAAGAGCAGGUAGUGUCCGACACAUCUACAUCGGACAUAUGAGCGACUCAAGGUGCCUCAGGAUUGACCUCGCUCGCAAGCUAAACGAGGUUCCCUUCCCUUUUCACAAUCUUCGCUCGUUCUCGUGCGGCGCCUGCGUAUUCAGGCCCUACGAGCUGCAGUUUCUGGAAUCCGCUUUCCGACUCACAUCGCUUUCAAUACGAUGGAACAAUGAGUGGAACUUCCCUGACAUCAGCGAAUGGCCAGAGCUUUGUACGUUGCGUCUGACAGUCUCCGGCUACGACGACAUCUGCUGGUCUCCGCCGUGCGAGUACCGAUCCUUCUAUAGUCUUACGACACUGGUUAUGUACGAACUUCCCGGGUCGUACUGCAGUUGGUGGAAUCACCAGUCUGACAACUACACUUUCCCCAACCUCCAUGUAUUCCGUAUAAGCCGAGCACGCAAUCCGCCCUCCGUAUAUCACUUUGUGCAACGCCAUCCGACAUUGCUCGAGGUAAAUGUCAGAUUUAUGGUCACUUCGCGGCAUCUUCCGUUCUGCAGGCUAUCAAGCCUGAUCAAGUUGAUUGACGGAACGGGGACAUGGAGAAUGCCGCCGAAGGAGCUGAGUCCGCUCAAUAGCUGUACACACUCCUUCAUCCCUGAUCACUCUAUCCUCGUCGAUGUUCCCGAGUACGACGAAGAUACGAUGACAGCGUUGGGCGAAGAACUUUUCAUGACGUGCUCUGCCUUCGCUUUCAAACGCAUCGCCUUACAUUCCGAAGCAACUCAGUGGGAUAAGCCGUUUGGGUCUCCAGAACCCCGGUACAGCGCUAUCGAGUUUGCUUUCCAAGGCCAGUGGUGGUGCGAGGAACAGGGCGUGCCAAUGUCCUGCGUCUCUCCACAUGCGCCUUCUACCGAUAUGGGUAUGUCGCGGACAUCUGGGCAAACAUCGGCAUCGCGCUCCGCAAAUGGCCGCACCUGAGGAAACUCGCAGUAAACUGGGGGUCGACGCAGUUGUACAAGAACUACUGGAACUCUGAACAGGAAGUCGUCCCUGGCUUGAAUGUGCCGAUUCUCGACGACGUUGUUCCACCGGUUCAUUACGAUUAUGGCGAAGUGAAGAGCAAAGGCGAGCUUGCGCGACUGCCGCCCUACGGUUAUCCUUUCCGUCUC
Messenger RNA from Laetiporus sulphureus 93-53, 1486 nucleotides. RefSeq lists its product as uncharacterized. The record is from RefSeq and is a predicted model, not a curated record. The transcript has 4 exons. Lineage: Eukaryota; Fungi; Basidiomycota; Agaricomycetes; Polyporales; Laetiporaceae. The coding region runs from base 78 to 1295 and encodes 405 amino acids.